Messenger RNA from Rattus norvegicus (Norway rat), 1268 nucleotides. It is a transcript of the gene Msantd5, whose product is annotated as Myb/SANT DNA binding domain containing 5. The record is from RefSeq and is a predicted model, not a curated record. NCBI's taxonomy places the organism in Eukaryota, Metazoa, Chordata, Mammalia, Rodentia, Muridae.
GUCAGGGGCGGGGGGCUUUAUCAUUCAUACUGCGGCUGCGCAGCGCCAAGGCGCCUGUAGGACGAGUUCUGUCAGCCUGUCAAGUCGAGGUUCUUUCUGUUCUUGGGUGAACCUGGAAGAUCGCCUUAAAUCUACGGCACGUGUCGGGCUCUUGAAGAAGAGUUUUGCUGGGCGUUGCCACGCUGGGUAGGGCCAACCUCUGACCUUUUCCCGUCAUCUUAAAGCGGGACGCUCAUCGCACUCGGCCUGCCAGUCAACCCUCAAUCUUCUCGGCACCUCAGCUCCAGAAUUACAUGAUAUGAGUGCCUGACUCCUGGGUAUAACCCCAGCAACUGGGAGAUCAAGACAGGAAGGGCAGAAGUUGAUGGUCAUCUCUGUCUACAGAGUGGGUUACAGGAUAGCCUGGGUUAUGUAAGAUAUUUUCUCAACAAACUCAAACCACGAAAACCUAACAAGGAACAGAAUGAGGACAGAAGCAAACCAAGGCGAAAGUUUGAGAAACACUGAAGGAUCCAAUGUGGGACGGAGUAGGAAGCGGGCAGGACAAAGGCCCUCAGGUUCUACUGGAAGCUCAUGGACCGACUCUGAAAUCAGGGUCUUUCUGCUGGAAUGGGAAGUAGUUGAACAGGAAAUGGGCCAUCCGGGCAGGAAGAUCCACAAGAAGACCAGGGCUCUUUGCAGACGCCUCUAUCAGCAGGGCCUGAGGAAGAGCUGGGAAAGCUGUUUCGACCUGCUGCUGAGCCUGCGGGAUCUACACAGGACGCUCUGUAAUGAGAGACCAGGGAUUGAACCUUUAUUUUCUCCUUAUGCAGAAGCUCUGUACAGGAUCCUGGGCUCCAGUCCCCAGGGAAGCCAUGUCCCAGGUCCUCUCGACGAUGGGGCUGGUAACCCUUCACUUUCCAUGUACCCUCAAACUCCCAGGAACCAGCCUUGGGAUUAUGGUGUUGCUGCUCCUUCUGCACAGCUUCAAGGGAAUUCACUACCAAUGAUGUCACAGGAGGACUCCCUGUUUCCAAGAGGGGAGCACUGGAACCCCAGCCAUUCAAUGUCAGCUCCAAACUUACUUCCUAACUUUGCCCCAGGAGACCCUAGCUUCCAGCAGCCAUGGCCCACCGCUGAAUAACACCCAGAUCCUCAAUGAAGAUAAGCGGCCUUUCUUUGUUUAUAUUCCGAAAACCUGGGAUUGUGAACCUUGUGGGUGUGGGCUUAUUUCUCUACCUCAUAAGGGAAAAAUGUGGAGUUAAAUAAAGGUCCUUAUAGUAACUCUC